Trichobilharzia szidati is the source of this 1616-nucleotide messenger RNA. NCBI's taxonomy places the organism in Eukaryota, Metazoa, Platyhelminthes, Trematoda, Strigeidida, Schistosomatidae. The record is from the annotation of a GenBank genome assembly.
GGACAUUUGCGCGGUCUAGUUGAUUUCAGUUUGGCUGAUUUGUUCCGUUAGAUCUAGGUAGCUGCAUUUGACGUGAUUCUGGUUUCUGUUUGGCUUGAACUGUAUUGAUUUUGUUAAGAAUAGUCGUCAAAAGCUGCCUCUAGGCCUGAAGGCACUUAUGGUGCAGGAGGAUGCUUGAGAAUGUGUUUCAUGUGAAAAUUAUAGGGUGCACCUAAAAUCCUCCUGUUUGUGGCGUCUCAAUGAUUUCUGUAGAGCUUCGUUUCAUCACUUGUGUCCAUAUUUGUCGUUCACGAGUGUUUCAGUAAAUGUUUAUGGCUAUAAUCAGGAACUUUCCAAAACGGUAACUGUGGUAAGGAAUUUAUAUUUUUUUCCGCUAUAGUUUCCAAGUCAAUGUCUCUUUUAAGUUGCUUACUGUACUCUGUUGGCUAUUCAUGAAUUUUUUAUUGACAAGCUUCUGUUUUCAUUUACAGUGGUACCGAAUGGACGCAUUGGCACUUGGAGACAAUGGCGACCAACCUGCCCUUCUUAUAUCAGUGGAUAUCAAAAACCUUUUUGACGGAAUUAUGUUUAGUCACCGGUAUACCAGUUGGGUUCAAGUAGAAGAUGCUCUAAGUCAGCUGGAAUCAGCAACUCAUACACAUUAUGUAAUCAAAAAGUGCAUACGGGACCAUGAAUCUCAGGAUUUGAAGUACAAAUUAGUAGUCUUUCGUUGUACAUAUAGCAUGAAGCGAAAAACUAGAGGUUCAGGUUUACGCGUCAAACCGUAAGAAUUCUAUUAUUUAUUUCUGCAGUGCAAAAUACACCGGUUGCCAAUCUGGCUUUCGUAUACGCUACAAGGAGGACGAGUUUAUCAUUUCUUCCGCGAAAACAGUUCACAAUCACAGAUGUGAAAAAAGUCUUAUGAUAGGUGAUCCAUAUUUUAGACGCCUGUCCGGGGAUGAAAACGAGAAUAUUGCACCAGUUGUGAAGACUACAUCUGAGGUUGCUGAUGUUUUGGAAUAUGCUGAAGAGAAUUUUAAUAAAGUUUUGACGAGCACAGAUGUGUAUAAUUUACGUAAGGAUGUGAGACCAGCCAUGCCUUUGAGAUCAGAUGUUAUGCGCAUAAUAAGGCAAAGUGGUCAGGUGGUUGAAUACGUGGAUUCGAAUACAGGGAUAACCAGCAGAAUUUGCUUCGCCCUGGAAUCACAGGUUCAGUUAUAUCGGAAAUAUGGAGAGGUGGUGACGGCAUAUACCUGCACCAAGUGGAUUAUACCAAUUCUACUUGUACCUGCAGAAUAUUUAGGGCACAAAGAAUACCUUGCCGGCAUAUGCUGCUAUGUCACACUCAAAUUCCUCAGUUUACAGUUGACAAAGUAAUUCGCCUGUGUCGCAGAUGGUUUUGGCAGGAUCCGUUGCUACCAAGUCGUGUGCCGUGUGAAGGUUCAGUGAAGAAACCCUGCAUGGAGAUACUGCAACUUCGCAGGCAAUUGAACAGAAGCUUCGCAGUUAUGCAGGAUAAUUAUAGUAAUGAAUAUACUAUUAGUGCACUGCGAGCAACUCUGAAUUACUUUGAGAACUUUCUUGUAUAAUAAUGGAAGAUGUACAUAAAUUUUGUGUCAAUAAAUGCAAAUAUACCC